AUGGGGAGAAUUAAGAAGGUGGCCAGCCAAAAGCAUGAGGCUACAAUUUCGCCUUUCUUGGGAGACUUCAUCGCGCGUAUCACCAGUCUUCCCGUUCCAGAACUACCUUCCCUUUUGGCCACAUUCCCGAAACUAUGGCCCUUCCCUCGAGGCGACCUCUAUCACUGGAUUGCUGUCUUGGACCGCUUCGAUGAGAUAUUGGCCUCCGUCAUCGACAGAUACUUCUUGAACAUUGGCCCACAAACACAUCCUUUUGCCCGGACUGUCCUGCAGGAGGCAUAUGCCGCCGAUCCGGCUAAAACCCCGACAGAGGGCAUUGAUGCUAAGCUAAAUACUCUGGGAUAUGGCCCCGAUGGCGAUAGAGAACUGGUGGAGGCUAUUCUAGAAUUCUCGCGGCUGCUGCUUGAGAAAUGUGGCAACCGCAGUUUGUAUAGUAGCAGUGAGCGCUUGGGCGAUCUCUUGAACACCACUUCGCUGUCUCUUCUCUACUCGACUCUGCGCUUGUCGCUCUGUCUUGCACAAAGGUACCACUCUCGCCAGCGAGGUACUCAUCAGCAGAGCAUGCUGGCGACUCACUACAACAUCGAUUUGGAGAAGCUGCAGAAAAUAGCCGCACCGUUCCCGCGCCCAUUUAUAGCAGGCAAAGCCUCAACAUCUGCCACCCCUACUGUCUCCGCCAAGGGCAAAGAAAAAACACCCCAAACAAAGCUCAAUGCAAACGAGUUAAUCUCCCUCGUACGCGAUCACGACGGCUGGGAAGAAUGGGGCAAUGUGCGUGUGCUUUACUACCCCUCUGGCUCCUCCGAACAAACGCGGACAACGUCGGAAUUCGGACAGAGUGAUAGUUCUCACACUCCAUCUACACCUACCCCCCUCCGUCGCACUGCGACUCAUCCUACUCCUCGAUUAAGUCGGGGAUCAAAUGUCGAAGAGUCUCCUUCAGCUGCCCCCAAUGCAGGUGGGAAGCCAGAAGAAUCGUCCGGCGGUGGAAAAAUUUUGGACCUACCGUACUCCAAAAUUUCAUCAGGCAAAGUUGAAGAUCUCCUUGCCGCCAACUUGCCAGCUCUACCCUUGGAGUCGAAGUUCGAACUGCUUCACAAAGUCCGUGUUGCUCAAGCCUUAGCUGGAUCCCGCGCGGAUCGAGAACGAAUCCUAUCUAUCCGUAUUCUUGCUGUGACGAAUCUGGCUUACGUCAAUACUGAAUCCGCUUUCCAGCAGAAGAUUCUUCAAGCCGAUACGGAACAGCCGAAACGCCUUCAGCUCAGCUACCAAUUGGCCGAACUCGUUCACCUGGGCGCUAGCGGCGACCUCGUCGUAUCGAGAACAGUGCAAACAUUAGCUCUUCAAGCCCUCGAUGCGCUGGCAAAGCAAAAGGCACGCGCAGUCGAUGUUUGCGCAGCUCUGAGCGUUAAUGUCAACCAUGGUGUCUUGAUGUUCCUAACUCGAAAGGUCGUCAACGAACUGGGCGACGAAACUGACAACACCGACGAUCCUUACCAUGACGAAUGGCGUGAUGCUCUUCUUGCUCUUUUACGAACUCUUCCAAGCUCUAGCUCUCGGACACCGGAGACUCUAGUUGCAGCUGGCCUCAUCCCUAUGUUUGUUGAUAUCUUGAAUCUUCGAACCACCAAGGCCCGCCGUGUCUUCUCUCGAGUCAUGGAAUUUCUCGAUACAUUUGUCCAUGCUGUUAGGGAUGCACUGGGUACAUUGACGGCUGCAAAGGGAUUCGAUGCCAUUUCUGAUUUGAUUGACAAUGAGACUAAAACCGCUUUUGAAAACGUCUCCCGUGGAGAGGGCUUCCCUACCAAGUACAAGAACCCAUCGAUCGAUUACCAGAUUCCCUACUUCCAACAGCAGACGCUUCGGUGGAUGUUCCGUUUUGUCAACCAUAUCAUGCAGCAUAACGGUGGAGGAUUUGACCGCGUGCUGCGUAAUUUGAUUGACUCGCCUCAGCUUUUAACCUCGUUGCGCUUGGUGUUCGAGAAUGCCCGGAUAUUUGGCUCGCAUGUCUGGAGCAAUGCUGUCAAUAUUCUUAGCAGCUUCAUCCACAAUGAGCCUACUAGCUAUGCAGUCAUCGCUGAAGCUGGUCUUAGUCGGAGUCUCCUUGCCGCUGUCAUGGGCCGCGAACUCAAUGCUAAGGAGAAACCGCCUGCUUUGGAGCCUGAAGAUGCCAACCCUGAGGGUGCUGAGCCCUCCCAGUCGUCCGAUGCGGCGCAGCCUUCUUCGCCAGUGGAGGCAAAGAAGAAGGGUCGCGAAUACACUCUUGCCAGACCACGGAAUACACCUCUUGCACCCGGCAUUAUUGCCGCUGCUGAUGCUCUUGCCUGCAUUCCCUCGGCAUUCGGUGCGAUCUGUCUGAACUCAUCGGGCUUGGAUCUUUUCCAGUCCUCAGAUGCGCUUGAGAGCUUUUUCGAAAUUUUCGAGAAUCCAGAACAUGUUAAGUGCCUCAAGGAUGAUCCCAACUUGGUUCGUUCCUUAGGUACCACAUUCGAUGAGCUUGUCCGACAUCACCCAGCCUUGAAGACCUCUAUCAUGACUGCCGUCAUUGUCAUGGCUGCUCGCGUCAGUCUUCUCGGUAGAAUUAAGGCUUGGGAGCUCGGAAUGGGAAGUAAGCUAUGGCAAGAGGACUCCCAAGGCCAACUCGUUCUCUCCGGAGACAUUUUCUCCCUAUUCCGAGAAAUUGGUACUGCUCCCGAUGCAUCAGUUGAGGACCCAAUGACAUUUGGCGCUCUUCAGCUCAAUGCUGAUGCACUUCCUAACGGCGCAAAGCUUGUUGUUGGUGAUCUGAGCCAAUUUCUUCCUUCCCCACCCGCGGGCUUUGAGCCAAAAGACAAGGAUGAGCAUGGGCUCACUGUGACUGACUAUUUAUUCCCUGCCAUCCGAUUCUUGGGUGCCUUUUUUGAGAACCAGCCCAAUUGCGCAUCCUUCAUUCUCGCCGGUGGAGCGGAGUUUGUCUUGGAUUAUGCUACUCUCCAGAGUUUGUCCUUCGAUUUCCAUAACACGGAUGCCAACCAGGAACUCACAGUUCUGGUACACAUGCUUGCUGAAACGAAGCCGCACUUGAUUAUCCCGUCUCUCAUGCACCGUGCCCAGUCAUCGGUUGAUAAUCUCGAAGCUUUUUGGAAUGCACCUAAAGAGUCUGGAUUUUUCACACCCCUUACUCAACCUCUCGAUUCUAAAGAGUCACGACUAGUCCCAACCCCUGCUGUUGAUCACGGAACCUUUUUCGUGAAGCACAUGAAUGCCGUCCUCGUUCUCACAGAUUUGCUCCGUGAGAUCUAUGCUAUGCCUUUGUACCAGACUCGGUCUGCCCAGCAAAUAUAUCCCUUCAGCCAGGUUGUCCUCGCUGAUCGAUACUGUGCUCUGGUUUCCUCGCUUGGCAAUCUCCACGCUGCCUGUACAUGGGAAGAAAUCAUGAUGGAGAAGCAUAUUCCAGAGACUUGGGUCCAGGCCACCAAGACCACAACUGGAAAAUCCGGACCUGAACGCCCUAAUGACACUACUGGAGACUCACAAAUAAAUUCUUCCGGGACCACCGCAGCCACUAUUCAGCCGGGAGGGUCUGGUGCUCCCGAGAGUGGCAAGACUCCUGCGGCAGAAGAGCCCGAAAGUGAAGAGGCCAAAGCAGCCACUGAACGAAGUGCUGCUUUCAAGAAUGUCCAGAUUCUUCGCUACCUUUUGAGCUCUCUGCCUUCUUCAAUCACAGGUUUCUUUCACAAUCUAGGGUUGGGUCUCAUCACUCGAAAGCGUAUGGAUCCUCACAAUGUUCAUCAUAACAUCCAGAGGGCAAACGCCAACAUGGUUGCUGAUGCCAUCGCCCAAGCCGUGCUCCGAGAGCUUCAAUUUAGUGCACCCAGUUCCUGCGACAGCCCAAAGCAUCGUUUUGCUUACCUCAUUGUCAUUCUUUCCUCAUUUUCGCAUCUUCUGUACGAAGUCGCCACUGACCGGCCCCAGUCGAAUUACUUGACUCUUGUUCUCGUUGCUUUCAAACGAAACAAUGGGUUGAAGGUCUUGAAGGAUAUCUGCGAAGUUUUGAUGCAGGAGGUCAAGGCUCUCACUUCGGCUGACAAUGCUUCUAAUCCUGAUAAGGACGUGGCUGCUCGGCUUACCUCUGCCUACGGUGGAAUAAAGAUCAUCCUCGCCCUGUUCGCAGAGCUUGCCGGAGGCAAGAGUAUCGUGGAGUCCAGCCAAACACAAGCUUUGGCUGGCCAUCAUGACCGAGACCGUGAUCGCCCGGAUUACUUCUCACCUGGCCAGUUUUUGGUGGAUCUUCGAAUGGAAAUUCUCCCCAUGAUUCAGGAAAUGUGGAAUUCUGACUUCGCAACCCAGUCUUCUAGUACAAUUGUCAAAUGUCUGGUAGACGUCCUUCGUUCUUCUUUGGAUGGCGAAUAUGAAUCUGGAGCUGCGCACAAGUCGGAUACCCCUCCUGCUAUCGUUGAGUUGCCUCGAAGGGCGUUCGUUAUCAGCGAAUCAAAGUUGGCGACUUUGAAAGAGAAGGGGUUCCCCCCUGAACUGAACAACGAAGCAUUGUAUCGUUGCAACAACUCCGUGAACCAAGCCGAGGAGUACUGUAAUGCUCAAUCUUGCCUUCGUGCCCCGCCUAGACUUCCUCCACGUCCCAACGAUGUUCAAACGGGAUCUUCCGAUGCUACUUCGGGAGAAGGCCCCGAGGACACAAACGUCGGGGAUGCCACGCCGAUUACUCCAGGUCUUUUGGAGCACGGUGGCCUUGCUAUGCUGCUGGCCCAGGCUGGUCGUCCUGUCGGCGAUGCGAUGGAGGAUGACGACACGGCGAACAUGGAUCCUCUAAUGCGCGAUGGUUUGGCUCGAGCGAUUUCCAAUGUGCUGAAUGAGGAAGAGGGUAUGAUUCGCGGCGAGACUCGGAGUGAGCCCUCCGCACACCAGGAACGUCCCCGCCCUCUGCUUGCACAGGGACCUUCUGAGUCUGUCAGUCAACAUCAGAAAGAAACAAAGAAUGAGGAGCCUGUCCGUCGUCGCCAAGAAAUCACCGUCGAGGAUUUGGAUGUCCAGAGAAAUCUGGUUCGAUCAAACCUGAUUGAGCGCUGUCUGGACGUUUUAAAUGAGCACCAUGACGUCUCUUUUGAGCUAGCCGACUUGAUCUCCUCUGCUAUCAAGAAGCAUCGUGAACCAGAGAGCUUCCGACGAGAUAUUGGCGAGACUCUUGUCCAAUCUCUCGUCUCAUUGCAGAUGGAGAACUUCCAGACUGCUGGUAAAAAGGUUGCUGCUUAUGCGCACAUUCUUGCAUUGGUUCUUCAAGACAGAGACAUGUAUACUGCUACUCUUGAAGAGCUCAAAGAUUGCUUCUCGACAUUCUUGAGCUUCAUCAAGCUCCCUGCUCCAGAAAAGUCUGCCGAUGAGACUUUCCCGUGGAUCGGCCAUGUUCUACUUAUUCUGGAGAAGCUGCUUUCUGACGAUUGUCAGCCGCCUCAGAUCUCCUGGACUCCACCAAACACCGAUGAUCCUAACGCUGAUAAAGAUGAACCCGCUCAUCUUGAAGAGCCUCUUGUCUCCCUUGAUGAGAAGACCCAAUUGUUUGAGGCACUAGUUGAAAUCCUGCCUCGUGUUGGCAAAGAUGAUACCCUCUCCCUCUCGGUGUGUCGUGUCUUGGUAAUUCUUACCCGGCAUCGCAGCAUUGCCUCUCGCUUCGGGGAGAAGCGCAACCUACAGCGUCUCUUUGUUAUGGUGAAGCAGUUGGCCAGCGCCACCAACGAAAAGCUUCAGAGUACUUUUAUGUUGAUCUUGCGCCACAUCGUUGAAGAUGAAGCAACUAUUCGUCAAAUUAUGCGGAGUGAGAUUGUGGCUGCAUUCGAGAAUAAGACUUCUCGCCAGAUCGAUGCCUCCGGAUUUGUGCGACAGAUGUACCACCUUGUCCUCAGAGCACCUGAAAUCUUUGUCGAAGUGUGCAAUGAAAAGUUGCUUCUCCAGCGAUACGAUUCGAAUCAUCCGCGCCCCCAUAUUCUUGGGUUGAAGUCCGACCACACCCCGCGCCCACGUGCUGGCAAGGACGACAAGGCCGAGGAUAAAAAUGACUCUUCGACGGCGGAGGCGUCAUCAAGCGUAGAGGACAAAGACAAAGAAAAGGAGAAGAGUCAAGCUAAAGGUGCCGAGCUUAAGCCUCCAGUGGUCGAGAACCCUGAUGGUGUCAUUCAUUACCUUCUGUCUGAACUCUUGUCGUACAAGGACGUAGAUGACAAGGAGCCCUCAACGAAUGAAUCGACUGAAACCCCUGCUCAGGAUCAGUCCGAGCCCCAAACUGACAUUGAGAUGUCUAUUGAUGAGCACACACCAUCAGUGACUAGCAGUGCUGAUGUUCAGCCUAGUCGUGCUGCCAAGAAAGGAGAAAAACCAUUGUUUAAGGCCGAGGACCACCCGAUCUACAUCUACCGAUGCUUCCUCCUGCAGUGCUUGACCGAACUUCUCUCAUCAUACAAUCGGACGAAGGUUGAAUUCAUCAACUUCUCACGCAAGGCUGACCCUCUCGCUACGACUCCUUCCAAACCACGAUCAGGAAUCCUUAAUUAUCUACUCAAUGUGCUGGUUCCUCUCGGCACUAUGGAGCAUGAUGAGAGCCUGGCAUUCAAAAAGCGCAGUAUCACGUCGACAUGGACUAUGCAGGUGCUUGUAGCCCUGUGCACCAAAACUGGCGAAUUCGGUGGUCCUGCCAGACGCCGAGGUGAAUCAAAGCGUCAGGAAGAGGAUGAACCAGAGCUUGCUUUUGUUCGCCGAUUCGUGUUGGAACAUGCACUUCGGUCAUAUAAGGAUGCUAAUGCGUCAACUGAACCUUUGGACGCCAAGUAUUCCAAACUCAUGUCUUUGGCCGACCUUUUCGACAAAAUGCUCAGUGGCUAUUCCUACUCCACAGAUGCCGGCUUCCCGUCUUCAACCAAGCAGCUCGCGAAGGUCAUGUUUGAAAAACACUUUAUUCCUGCGUUGACGGCAUCAGUUGCCGAGGUCGAUCUCAAUUUCCCAUCGUCAAAACGUGUCAUCAAGUACAUUUUACGUCCAUUGAACAAGUUGACCCAGACCGCUGUACUUCUCAGCGAAUCCUCUGAUAUCUCGACUCUGGGUGAAACCGAAGAUGAUGAGAUUUCCUCCGCAACCUCUGUGUCAGACAUGGAGGAUGAGCGUGAGGAGACUCCUGAUCUUUUCCGUCAUUCUACGCUUGGUAUGCUGGAGCCUCGCCACGAAGAAGAAACCAGUACCGAUGAGUCCGAGGGCGAAGAAGACGACGAGAUGUACGAUGACGAAUAUGAUGAUGAGAUGGACUACGACGAGGAUGUUCCCGAGGAUGACGGGGAAGUGGUCAGCGAUGAAGAUGAGGAUGUGGAUGGUGUUGGUCCCAUCGAAGGUCUCCCUGGUGAUGCUGUCGAAGUUAUCAUUGAUGAUGAAGAUGAUGAUGACGAUGAAGAUGACGACGAGGAUGAUGACCACUCUGACAUGGAGGACGAUGAAAUGUAUGCUGGAGAAAUCACCGGAGAUCAUGACAACGAGAGCCUCGAAGAUGGUGAAGACGACGAGUGGGAGAGUGAAGACAUGACCGAAGACGAAGAAGAAGCCGAGAUGAUGAAUCAGUUUGAAGACGAGCUGGCUGCCGACAUGCGCCAAUCACACCGACCACCCGAACCGCAGCGCAUUGAUGAUCUGUUCCGUGUUCUUAAUGAAGCUGCUGGUGGUGUCGAUAAUCUUCAUGGCGAUGGCCUUGGAGGCGAUAUUCAUGAUGAUCUCCUCGACGAGCUCAAUGAGGGAGAAGAGGACGAUGACGAGAUGGAUGAGCUUGAUGAAGGCGAUGAUUAUGAUGACUAUGAUAUGGAUCAUGGAUCUGAGGGAGACAUGGAAGAUGACGAUCUUCUGGAGCCCUGGGGCUGGGAAGGUGAUGAGGCUCCACCCGUUCGAGGACAUCAUCAUCAUCGCUACCGUGGGGGGCCUCCCCCAGCUUGGGCUACUGUGACCGAAAUUUUGCCUGGUCAUCGCGGCGGUCUGGUUCCAAUCCAACCCUACCCUCGUGUUCAUAGAACCCAAAUCCCGUCUCGCGGCAACGACGAUGGAACCAAUCCUCUCCUUAUUCGGAGCGAUCGUGGUGGAGAUCCUGCUGCGCUCCGUGGGACCGGUGCUGAAGUCUUUAAUGACUGGGCUCAAGCUCUUGAACCCCCAGGUGGUAGCCGUCUACUUGCCAUGGAUAGCCCGGUCAGCUUUAUGAAUGCGAUUAUGCAGGCUAUUGGUGGAAAUGCCGCACCUGGCCUGGGUGUUGUUACUCGUCCUGAUGGUAUUCAUGUUCAUGUGGAUCGACGUGCAAUUUUGCCAAAUCGCCUGCAUGACAUUUUCGGAAUCAGAGGCGCUCCUGCUCCUCAAGCCCGCGGUCGCGAUGAUCCCCACAAUGCUGUCAAAUUUGCGCUCUCGACCACCAGGAAUCGUUGGCAAGAGGAGGCUCGUAUUCUGUUCAGCACUACCUAUGUCGAAAAGACCCAGCGCGUCGUCAACUCUCUUCUGAAAGUCUUGGUUCCCCCCGCCAUAGAAGAGGAGAAACUACGGCAAAAGGCAAUGGCAGAGGAGCAAAAGCGUGCUGAAGAGGAACGUGCUGAGAAGGAGCGUCAAGAACGCAUAGCUCGAGAAGAAGAGGAACGUGAGCACAAGCGCAAGGAGGAAGAAGAGAAAGCUCGACGCGAGGCCGAGAGAGAGCAAGAAGAAGCCGAGCGACAAGCCGCUGGACUUGCCGAACCUAUGGAAGAUGUUCAACAGACAGACACCGCCGCUGAAGCUGCCGAGUCAUCCACCCAGGCCGAGACCGGCCGUCCCGAACCUGUCGAACGUGUUCACACUACUAUCCGAGGCCGCCAACUCGAUAUUACUGGUUUGGAAAUUGAUCCAGAGUAUCUAGAAGCCCUGCCUGAGGAGCUUCGAGAAGAAGUCAUCAUGCAACAACUUGCUGAACAGCGAUCUCAAGCCGCCGCUGCCGGGGAGGAACCCACCGAAAUUAACGAAGAAUUCCUAGAGGCCUUGCCAGCAGAGAUCCGUGAGGAACUGCUUCAACAAGAAGCCGCUGAUCGACGCCGACGAGAACGUGAAACUGCACGCCGGCAAGCCAAUCCCAGCAGCGGAGCAGCACCACACGCCGUGGAUAUGGACAACGCUAGCUUCUUUGCCACCCUGGAUCCAUCUUUGCGCCAGGCAGUCCUUGCCGACCAACCAGAAGAUGUGCUUGCUACAUUGGGGCCGGAAUAUCUUUCGGAGGCUCGUGCUUUGAACGGUCGCCGUAUCGCCCAGUUUGGUGACAUUUCUGGAAUGGAACACCGCCAAAGAAACGACAAUGCUGAGGAUCAGGAGCCGAAGAAGCCCCAGAGACGCACCAUCGUUCAGAUGCUCGACAAGGCUGGCGUUGCGACCCUUCUACGUUUGAUGUUCAUGCCUCUUCAGGGUAACGCUCGCCAUCUUCUGAAUGAUAUUCUCCACAAUGUCUGCGAGAACCGCCAGAACAGAAGCGAGGUGAUUAGUCUUCUUCUGUCUGUUCUGCAGGAUGGUAGCGUGGAUUCAUCUGCAAUUGAGCGCAGUUUCUCGCAUUUGUCACUCCGUGCUAAAGCUCCGGGUGUGCAAAAGACCCCGCAAUCUGUCAAGCGGAACCUCACCCUCCAGACUUCCUCAAGCAUUAGCAGUGAUGUGACCCCAAUCAUGGUCGUCCAGCAAUGCUUGAGCACGCUUUCUUUUCUUUCCCAAUUCAACCCUCACAUUGCCUGGUUCUUCCUGACCGAGCAUGAUUCAGCUUCAUCUCUUAAGCUGAAGGCUUUCCGAAAGGGCAAGGGCAAGGAAAACCGCGCCAAUAAGUUUGCACUCAAUGCGCUGCUCUCUCUUCUUGACCGCAAGUUAAUUAUGGAGAGUCCUAACUGCAUGGAGCAGCUAUCCAGUUUACUGAGCAGCAUCACCCAGCCUCUUACUGUUCUUCUUCGCCGUGAAAGGGAAAAGCAGGAGGAGCAAGAAAAGGGCAAGAAAGCUGAGGGUAUUGAGGCCGAGGAGUCUUCCAAAGAGCCUACUGCUGCCGAUACUGCCAUGACCGAUGCGCCGCUUCCCACAGUCGAGAAUGCGACUGAUCAAGAUUCUCUUGCCGAAGGCGAGGAAGCUACGGCAGAUGACAAGAAGCCCGAGGACUCAGAGCAACCUGCUGAAGAUGAGAAACGCAAGCGUCGCUCCAUUGAGCCUCCUGUCGUCCCUGAUCAUAACUUCCGACUAGUUGUCCAUAUCCUUGCAGCUCGCGAGUGCAACGGCAAGACUUUCCGCGAUACCCUCUCCACAAUCAACAACCUUUCCGCUAUUCCUGGAGCUCGCGAUGUGAUCGGGAAUGAGCUUGUUGGCCAAGCCCAGGGUCUCAGUGACACUAUCCUUGCCGACCUAGAGGAGCUUCUACCCCACAUCCACCAAGCCAAGACCGGCACGGACAUGCAAGGUCUGGCCCUGGCCAAAUUCUCCCCCGCCAGUUCUGAUCAAGCCAAAUUGCUGCGUAUCCUCACGGCACUCGACUAUCUCUUCGAUCCCACUCGUGUUGAUAAGUCCAAGGGUGUUGAACCAGAGUCUGCGCCUAAGGAGGAUGUGCUGAAGAGACUUUAUGAAAGUGCGACUUUCGGCCCGUUGUGGACCAAGUUGAGCGACUGCUUGACCGUCAUUCGUCAAAAGGAGAACAUGCUGAACGUUGCUACUAUCCUCCUACCCCUAAUUGAGGCUUUGAUGGUUGUCUGCAAGAAUACCACCUUGAAGGACCAGCCACUCUCUCGGGGCAGUCGUGAGUUAUCUGUCAACAGUGCUCAGGCUGACACUGGUUUGAGCAUGGAAAACUUGUUCUUCAAGUUCACUGAGGAGCACCGAAAGAUACUCAAUGAGCUCGUCCGUUCAAACCCUCGGUUGAUGAGUGGCACCUUCUCGUUGCUUGUGAAAAAUCCUAAGGUCCUGGAAUUUGACAACAAACGCAACUACUUCACUCGCCGGGUGCACUCGCGUGGUGCUGAGCCCCGUCACCCUCAUCCUCCUCUUCAGCUUUCUGUCCGCCGAGACCAGGUCUUCCUUGACUCCUUCAAGUCUCUUUACUUCAAGUCCGCAGAUGAACUUAAGUAUGGCAAGCUGAACGUGCGGUUCCACGGCGAAGAGGGUGUGGACGCUGGUGGCGUUACUCGCGAAUGGUUCCAGGUCCUCGCCCGAGGCAUGUUCAACCCUAACUAUGCUCUCUUCAUCCCCGUUGCCGCCGACAGAACUACCUUCCACCCCAACCGUCUCAGUGGCGUCAAUUCCGAACAUUUGAUGUUCUUCAAGUUCAUUGGACGUAUUAUCGGCAAGGCCUUGUACGAAGGUCGCGUUUUGGACUGCCACUUCUCCCGCGCCGUCUACAAGAAUAUCCUUGGUCGUUCCGUGUCGAUCAAGGAUAUGGAAACGCUCGACCUGGACUACUAUAAAUCGCUGCUUUGGAUGCUGGAGAAUGAUAUUACGGAUAUCAUUACCGAGACCUUUGCAAUUGAGACAGACGACUUUGGCGAGCAGCAGGUGAUUGAUCUGAUCCCUGAUGGUCGUAAUAUCGCCGUCACCCAGGAGAACAAAGAGGAGUAUGUUCAACGCGUGGUUGAAUACCGCCUGGUAGAGUCCGUUCGGGAACAGCUUGACAACUUCCUCAAAGGCUUCCAUGAGAUCAUUCCUCCGGACCUCAUUUCUAUCUUCAACGAGCAGGAGCUGGAGCUUCUGAUCUCUGGUUUGCCCGAAAUCGACGUGGAUGAGUGGAAGAACAACACUGAAUAUCACAACUAUUCUGCCUCCUCAUCCCAAAUCCAGUGGUUCUGGCGCGCAGUCCGUUCAUUCGACAAGGAAGAACGUGCCAAACUGUUGCAGUUCGUAACCGGCACGAGCAAGGUCCCUCUUAACGGUUUCAAGGAGCUGGAGGGCAUGAACGGUGUGAGCAAGUUCAACAUCCACCGUGACUAUGGCAACAAGGAUCGUCUUCCUAGCUCACAUACAUGUUUCAAUCAGCUUGAUCUUCCUGAAUAUGAAAGCUAUGAAGAUCUCCGUCAACGCCUUUAUACUGCGAUGACGGCUGGCAGCGAGUACUUCGGCCACCCGGAGCUCGCUGAGCAGGUGGCUGACCGCCUCGGCAUUGAGUUGACCAAAAUCAUGGUCCUGCAGUACUCCAACCAGGAGACGAGCGUCACAAUCGGUGAAAGUGUGCGAGACGAAGAUGUCUUCAUCUUGCAAUCUACCCGGCCAAAUGACAUCAACGACGGCCUGAUGGAGCUUCUGAUCAUGAUCAACGCUUGCAAGACCGCCUCGGCCCGCCGUAUCACUGCGGUCAUCCCCAACUUCCCUUACGCCCGUCAGGACAAGAAGGAUAAGAGCCGUGCGCCUAUCACUGCUAAGCUCAUGGCCAACAUGCUCCAGACUGCCGGUUGCAACCAUGUCAUCACCAUGGACUUGCAUGCUAGCCAGAUCCAGGGCUUCUUCAAUGUCCCUGUCGACAACCUCUACGCCGAGCCCAGCAUGCUCAAAUGGAUUCGGGAGAAUCUCGACGUGAGCAACUGUGUCAUCGUCAGCCCAGAUGCUGGCGGUGCUAAGAGAGCGACUGCGAUCGCCGAUCGUCUCGAUACCCAAUUCGCCCUCAUUCACAAAGAACGUGCUCGUCCGAAUGAGGUCUCCCGCAUGGUUCUCGUUGGUAACGUUCGCGAUAAGGUCGCCAUCAUCGUCGACGACAUGGCCGACACCUGCGGCACCCUCGUCAAGGCGGCCGAUACCGUCAUGCAGCACGGUGCCAAGCAGGUCAACGCCAUCGUUGUUCACGGUAUUCUGUCUGGUAAGGCCAUUGAGAACCUGAACGGUAGCCGACUCAGCCGACUGGUGGUCACCAACACCGUCCCGCACGCCGAGAAAAAGGAGCAGUGCGAUAAGAUUGAGACUAUUGACAUCUCUCCCACGCUGGCUGAGGCCUGCCGCCGCACCCACAAUGGCGAGUCUGUCAGCUUCCUGUUCUCUCACGCUGUCGCAUAA
Molecule: messenger RNA, 13023 nt
Organism: Penicillium macrosclerotiorum
Lineage: Eukaryota; Fungi; Ascomycota; Eurotiomycetes; Eurotiales; Aspergillaceae
Gene: tom1
Product: E3 ubiquitin-protein ligase TOM1
Exons: 9
Coding region: 1-13023 (4340 amino acids)
Biological process (GO): proteasome-mediated ubiquitin-dependent protein catabolic process; ribonucleoside monophosphate biosynthetic process; protein polyubiquitination
Molecular function (GO): protein binding; ubiquitin-protein transferase activity; magnesium ion binding
Source: RefSeq, a predicted model, not a curated record